UUUUGCAAUCAUCGGACGUGCCUUUACCUUCAUUACCUUAUCCUUCACAUCUGUAGAUCGCAACAUCGAUUGCAAGUUUAAUAUAAGAAUUUAUAAAAGAAAAUAUAAAAUACAGUGAUUCUUUUUACAGUUUUUAUUGAUAGUACAUAUUGACAAUGGUUGCUCGUCCGCCGUCACCAGUGGGCGCUUUGAUUCCGCGGUUCUUCGCAGGACGCCAUGUUCUUAUCACGGGCGCCACUGGAUUCAUGGGCAAGGUGCUAGUAGAGAGGUUACUGUCGACAUGUCCUGAUAUAGGUUGCUUAUAUCUUCUGUUAAGACCGAAGAAGGAGGUCGCACCAGAAAAGCGUCUCCAACAGUUAAAACAGUCGCAGGUGUUUGACGUGAUACGCCAAACUAAUCCUGCACAACUGGAUAAGCUGCGAGUGAUCCCGGGAGACGUAUCAGAACCCGGCCUAGGGUUGCCACAAUCUGCUCUUCAAAUUCUAAACGAGGUUUCUAUAGUCUACCAUUCUGCUGCGACUCUAAGAUUUGACGAGCCCCUGCCGAUGGCUGUGCGACAAAAUGUUCUAUCAGCGAUACGCAUGAUGGAACUCUGUGAUCAAUUGCCAAAUAUUGAGGCGUUCAUGCACGUAUCUACUGCAUAUAGUAAUUCAGAGAAUUCGCACGUGGGAGAAAAAGUGUACGAGCCGCCUGCGCAGCUGCACCAUCUCUUAUCGCUGCUAGAAGUUAUGCCUCCGCGUCUAUUGGCAACCAUUACUCCUCAAUAUAUAUCCCCAAAGACCAACACGUACACGUUUACAAAGGCCAUGGCGGAGGAGGCAGUGAGGCUGCAUGGCACACAGCGGUAUCCCACCGCGAUAUUCCGACCUACUAUAGUGGUAUCCUCGCUACAGCAUCCCUUCCCCGGAUGGAUCGAGAACCUGAACGGUCCGAGUGGCAUCAUAGCGGCGGCGGGCAAAGGUCUCCUACACGUGUUCACGGUGAAGGAAUCCGCGCGCGCAGACAUGCUGCCAGUUGACAUCGCCAUAGACACGCUUAUCGCCGCGACAUGGGAAACUGCCAUAGACAAAUCAAAAGACAUACGAGUGUACAAUUGCAGUACACAAGAGAAUCCAACAACAUGGGGACAUUUCGAGAAGGCCAUGCGCAUGUAUAUUCGAGAGUACCCAAUGAACAGCGUCAUUUGGUAUCCAUCAGGAACUGGAGUUGAGAAUAGAUACGCGCAGAAGAUUUUGGAAUUUUGUUUACAAACUUUGCCACUGCAUGCCGCGGAAUAUAUACUACGCAGUGUCGGAAUGAAGCCACAAUUGAACCUCAUCACAGCGUCUCAGAAAAUGAGCGCAAUGAAUGGUGUCCUUGGCUUCUUCGCCCUCAACGAAUGGGAUUUUGACACACACAACGUACAGAAACUGCGCUCUCGCUUGUCAUUAGAGGAUCGACGCAUAUACAACGUGGAUCCUAAUUCCAUCAACUGGCAAGAACUCUACAGAAAUUUCGUCAAAGGCACGAGGCGAUACCUUUUGAAAGAAAAAGACCAAGACAUAGAAAAGGCAAAGCGACAUAUGCAGAAGAUGUAUUAUCUCCACAAAGGUGCAAUUAUGUUCACGAUACUUCUGGUCUUCCGACUGAUGCUGCAGAACAGAUACAUGCGAGACCUGGUUUAUGGAAUUCUCAGGCUAUUGAUGUACAUUGUCAGUACCACAUACUCCCGAGUUACUGCACAAGUGUAGGCUAAGUUAGUUUACCAUAAUAGCUUUAGAACUGUAUGCAGUUUUCCAAACUAAUUCGACUUUUAUAAGUCAAAUCGAUUUUCUGAAUGUCCGUUUACGAAAUAAUUCAAUGAACACUACAAUUAUUUGAAGAAAUUUGCAAUUCGAAUCGCGGUAAACAAACAUUUUUCAAAGUCAAUUAUUGAAAUUUAAUAUGGCUCCAUUUCUGAAUCUCUUAUAAAAUAUCUGAAGAAAAUUUUUGGUUAUGCUUAGCAAUUGACAAUUUUAAACUUAAUAUAUUAUGUGAUAGAUAAUAUUAAGGAUAGACCCUAAUAAAUAAAUAUUUUAAUUAGUAUGAGUUAUCAAAAAAAAAUUAAAAAUAUGAACAGAUUCAAAACUAUACUAAUGACUCUCUAUCCGUAGGUAUUGAGAACAAAAUCCCUGUUUAAAAACAUAAUGUUAUCUCUGUUUUUUCAAAGAUGUUGACAGGGAUGACGAUAUUUUUUAUUCAGUGAUUUUAGUAUCGCAAACCCCCACUCCCAUAAUAUUUUUUUUUCUUGGCUUUCACACAAAGUAUAUUUAGCCACUGACAAGUAGCUGACAAGCUAUAAUUAAAAUUAUAAAUUAAAUUGUGUCAAUUAAAAAGAAAGUGAAUUUAUUUGUUUUUUUUGGGUCUAUCACUGUAAAUAUACGGUUUUUACGUGGUUUAAAAGAAGUGAUAGUAUUUGUAUAGUAGAA
Molecule: messenger RNA, 2447 nt
Organism: Papilio xuthus (Asian swallowtail)
Lineage: Eukaryota; Metazoa; Arthropoda; Insecta; Lepidoptera; Papilionidae
Product: fatty acyl-CoA reductase 1
Exons: 13
Coding region: 156-1730 (524 amino acids)
Biological process (GO): long-chain fatty-acyl-CoA metabolic process
Cellular component (GO): peroxisome
Molecular function (GO): alcohol-forming very long-chain fatty acyl-CoA reductase (NADP+) activity
Source: RefSeq, a predicted model, not a curated record